This is a messenger RNA of Papaver somniferum (opium poppy), 586 nucleotides long. Its product is annotated as high mobility group protein HMGI-C-like. The transcript is spliced from 3 exons. Gene Ontology annotation, molecular function: DNA binding. Bases 30 to 569 code for a protein of 179 amino acids. The record is from RefSeq and is a predicted model, not a curated record. Lineage: Eukaryota; Viridiplantae; Streptophyta; Magnoliopsida; Ranunculales; Papaveraceae.
UUCAGUAGGCUCUUUGCAUUAGUGACAAGAUGUCUACCAGGAAACGUCGUGUGGCUGAUGCUCCUGCAGCUGAAAAGGAGGAUGAAGGAAAUAUGUCUGAUACUCCUUACGAGUUACUUGGAGCAACAUCUGCAAUGAUUGAUCCACCUCCUAAAAGACCUAGAGGUCGCCCACCUAAGCCCAAAUCUACUUCAGUCAGUUCAUUAAAGAAGAAAACCGAAGAGCCAAAACCAGUAGGUCGACCUAAGAAGGCUCCUAAAAGACCAGGUAGACCGCCGAAGCCAGCAAAGCCUGUCAAUGUUGAAGAAGGUGGCUCUGAUGCUGCUGCUGAUAUAAACAACGAGUUGCAUGCUCAGAUUUAUGCCCUAAAUUCCAAGCUUCAGGUUGCUGAUUCGAAGGUUGCAGAGUUACUGAUGCAGUCAGAAACACGGGAAGAAGUGAUUCGCAACUUAGAAGAAGAGCUUAGCGAGACAGAGAAAAUACGUAAAAAGCUUCAUAAUGAAAUAAUGGUAACGUUUGUUCUUUUUUUUCUUCAGUCGAAUUACAAGUUUAAAAUUUCCUUUUACUAACUAUACGUCUAAAUUGG